Carya illinoinensis is the source of this 1873-nucleotide messenger RNA. Its product is annotated as UPF0481 protein At3g47200-like. The transcript has 3 exons. Lineage: Eukaryota; Viridiplantae; Streptophyta; Magnoliopsida; Fagales; Juglandaceae. The record is from RefSeq and is a predicted model, not a curated record. Bases 210 to 1490 code for a protein of 426 amino acids.
UGGGUGCUUAUUACGUGAGAAUCAAUCAAUUGAAAUAUGCGUAAAGCGCCCGUCCAAGAAAACUUGGAUACUUGAGAAUGAUAUCUGCAUGUUUCUGAUGCUCAAGGAUGUAUAAAUGAAACCAGAAGUUGACACUAAACCUGGAGAGGGGAAGGUGCUUGUUUUGAUCAUCAUUCCCGUUAUUACUGCAGACAUUCUGUACAGUACUAAUGGAAGAUCCAAAUUGGGUCGUACAAGUCGAUGUUGAAGUAAAAAAUAUGAGGGAUACUUCAGAGGAAACAAAGCAGUGGAAAAAGAAUUCAAUCUAUGAAGUACCUGCAUGGGUUAAAGAUCUAAACAAAAAGGCCUACAUGCCCCACACAGUGUCCUUCGGUCCUUACCAUCACAGGAAAGAACCUUUACAGCGGAUGGAGGAGCAUCAGCACAGGGCAUUGCUUCGUUUCUUCAGGAGAUGUGGAAAAUCUGUUCAAUCGUUCCUCGAGGCUUUAACUAAGGUCGUGCAGGAUUUGAAAGACUCGUACGAGCCGCUCGAUCCCAAAUGGGAAAAGGAUACACACGGAUUCUUAAAAAUUAUGACUCUCGACGGAUGCUUUAUGCUGGAAAUCCUGCUUGCCAGUACUGCGGAUCAAUUGGAGGACGAUGAUUCCAAGGAUCCGAUAUUCAGCAAACACGGGAACCUGUAUAUCAUGCCCCAUAUCAGGCGCGACAUGCUGAUGCUUGAAAAUCAGAUCCCAAUGCAGGUUUUUUCACAAACCAUAACUCUUGAGCAGAAAAAAGAACGUGCCAAUGCACUCAUAGUCAAGUCUUGGUUCCCCAACACCCAUUACUCAGAGAUGGGUAACUGUCUGCACGUAUUGGAUGUUUAUAGGAAGAUCCUGCUUCAACAAAAGGGAAACCAUAAAAAACAAGAGGGGAGACCACUCGGAAAGGACAAGUCAAGUGGUGACGAGAUCAUAAGAUCUGCAACAGAGCUUAAUGAAGCUGGAAUCCAGUUCAAGGUAAACAAAAAGGGGAGCCUCAAAGACAUCACUUUCGCUGGCGGGGUGCUUAGGCUUCCUCUCAUCGUCGUGGACGAUGCCACCGAGUCGAUAUUCCUGAACUUAAUAGCCUUUGAGCGUUUCCAUGUCGGGGCCGGCAACGAGAUUACCUCCUAUGUCUUUUUCAUGGACAACAUCAUGGACAAUGCGAUGGACGUUGCCCUCCUGCGUUCGAGCGGCAUCAUACAGAAUGCCAUUGGAAAUGACAAAGCUGUCGCCAAGCUCUUCAACUCUCUCUCCAAGGAUAUAACGCUCGACCCAGAAAGUAGCGUCGAUGUAGUGCAUAAAAGGGUCUGUGAGUACUGCAAGAAGCCCUGGAACAAGUGGCGGGCCAAUCUCAUUCAUGCCCAUUACAGAAAUCCCUGGGUUAUUCUCUCCCUUAUAAUUGCUGCCAUCUUCCUGUUUGCGGUCAACAUAGUACAGACCGUAUACACAAUACUAGGUGUCAAAUGAUUCUCCACCGCCUUCUCAUUACUAUAAACCUCCUAUUCCUGACCUCAAAAUGCCUCGCCAUUAACAUCGGUUGCAUACGCAGAGGAGUGGAUCCCAUUCCUAGCCCCGUUUCUGUGGUUUUAUAUUGAGUUUGCUUUGGGUUUUGGAUAAUGUUCUCCUUUCCAUGAUACCUUUGCGUGAUCUCGUUUUAUUGAUCUCGUUUCUGCUGCGGGUUUGACAAUGGGCUUAUUUGUUUGUUUGUUUUUUUUUUUUUUUUUUUUUAUUAGUGAUAAUGGGGCUGUUCGAUAAUCUUCUCUUCCUCGAUGUCAUCUGAAUAAAAUGCCAUACAUAUGUUCCCAAUAAUGUAAUCCCAGCUUUCUUAUGAUAGACAUAUUUCUUUACCA